GUGGGACGUGCGUCCAGCUGGUGGUUAGAAGCUUUGCCCUCUGCAAAGACGUUCUUCCGUCUUCUUGGCUCUACAGUAGAAGAAACUCUGCGUAGAAACUCUUCAGGACAGCUUUCUGGACCUCCAGUUUGGAAAUCAACACUCGUCUCACAAUGGCAGCAAUUGGAAACCGCGGAACAGUGACUGAGGCGGCUGGCUUUAACGCAGAGGCAGAUGUCCAGAAGCUUCGAGAAGCCAUGAAGGGAGCUGGCACGAAUGAGGCAGCUCUCAUCGAGGUCCUAGCUCACCGGACUAUCGCCCAGAGGCAGCGCAUCAAAGAGGCCUACAAACAAAUAGUUGGAAAGGACCUGGCUGAUGAUCUGUCCUCGGAGCUGAGUGGGAACUUCAGGAGCGUCGUUCUCGGUCUGCUGAUGCUGGCGCCUGUGUACGAUGCCUACGAGCUGAGAACUGCCAUGAAGGGGGCCGGAACAGAAGAGGCAUGUCUCAUCGACAUUCUCGCUUCGAGAUCAAAUGCUGAAAUAAAAACCAUCAAUGCGUUCUACAAGAAAGAAUAUGAGAAGAACCUGGAGGAUGCUGUGUGUGGGGACACAUCUGGAAUGUUUCAGAGGGUUUUGGUCUCUUUACUCACGGCUGGACGGGAUGAAAGCGACAACGUGGACGAGGCCCAGGCGGUCCUGGAUGCCAAGGAAAUCUACGAGGCCGGUGAAGCUCGAUGGGGCACAGACGAGGUUAAAUUCCUUACAGUGCUUUGUGUAAGGAACCAAAAGCAUCUGCUGCGAGUGUUUGAGGAAUAUCAGAAGAUUUCUGGAAGGUCAAUUGAGGACAGCAUUAAGAGGGAGAUGUCUGGCAGUCUGGAGGACGUCUUUCUGGCCAUAGUGAAAUGCAUAAGGAGCAAACCAGCCUUCUUUGCAGAGCGAUUAUACAAAUCAAUGAAGGGCCUGGGCACCACAGAUACCAUCCUCAUCAGAAUAAUGGUUGCCAGGGCAGAGAUUGACAUGCUGGACAUUAAGGCUCAGUUCCUGAAGAUGUAUGGAAAGACUCUCUACUCCUUCAUCAAGGGAGACACAUCCGGCGACUACCGCAAAAUCCUGCUGGAGCUGUGUGGAGGCGAGUAACAGAAUCAUCUCAGCAACAUCCAGCUACGUUUUUGUUCUGAAAGCCACUUUCUUUCAGGCUUUUUAACUCUUCCUUUAACAUUUCACUGAUGGACACAGUGCCUUGUUUUACUGUUUAUAAAACCAAUUAAACCAAAGACCAGUGACCUUUUA
Messenger RNA from Stegastes partitus (bicolor damselfish), 1268 nucleotides. It is a transcript of the gene anxa4, whose product is annotated as annexin A4. The record is from RefSeq and is a predicted model, not a curated record. Lineage: Eukaryota; Metazoa; Chordata; Actinopteri; Pomacentridae. The transcript is spliced from 13 exons. Gene Ontology annotation, molecular function: phosphatidylserine binding; calcium-dependent phospholipid binding; calcium ion binding. Gene Ontology annotation, biological process: negative regulation of coagulation. Gene Ontology annotation, cellular component: plasma membrane; vesicle membrane; nucleus. Bases 153 to 1115 code for a protein of 320 amino acids.